Messenger RNA from Micromonas commoda, 498 nucleotides. RefSeq lists its product with no specific name. NCBI's taxonomy places the organism in Eukaryota, Viridiplantae, Chlorophyta, Mamiellophyceae, Mamiellales, Mamiellaceae. Bases 1 to 498 code for a protein of 165 amino acids. Gene Ontology annotation, molecular function: chromatin binding. Gene Ontology annotation, cellular component: pericentric heterochromatin. Gene Ontology annotation, biological process: chromatin organization; negative regulation of transcription by RNA polymerase II. The transcript has 2 exons. The record is from RefSeq and is a predicted model, not a curated record.
AUGGCCCAGCACGAGAGCCACGUUGAGAAGUCCCACAUGCCCCACGAGCGCGCGCCGUCGUCCGGGAAAGAGAAGCCACGACUCAGACUCGGCAACCCCGCUUCGAAAUACCGACAGGUUCACCACGACUACACGUGGCUCGUGGAAUCCACCGCCAAGAGCCACACCCUGAAGGAGAUCAUCAGGCACUUCAAGUGCACCGAACAGGGCGCCAAGAACGCCAUGUCCCGCCGCGGCAUCACCGAGUGCAAGGACUGGAUCCACGACAAGAACGCGGGCUGGAAGACCCGCGAAGCCGCGAACCAGGUCAAAAUCACGAAGGAGUACCCCGUGAGCGCCAUAGUCGGCAAGCGAGUCUUCGACGACGGCGCCGUCCAGUACAAGGUGCUCUGGCAGGGUCACGGCGACGAGCAGACCACCUGGGAGCCCGUGAGCCACCUCCACCACUGCCAACAGGCGGUCGCUGAAUACGAGAAGGAGCACCAGGCCUGCGCCUGA